This is a messenger RNA of Apis florea (little honeybee), 1087 nucleotides long. RefSeq names its product DNA polymerase subunit gamma-2, mitochondrial (gene DNApol-gamma35). The record is from RefSeq and is a predicted model, not a curated record. NCBI's taxonomy places the organism in Eukaryota, Metazoa, Arthropoda, Insecta, Hymenoptera, Apidae.
UAAAAAAUGCUGCUAUUUUAGAAGAAGAAUAUUUUGUAACACCAUUGCAAACUAUUUCAAAAACACAAUGCAAAUAACAAAUAUAUUAAAAGAAUUAAGUCCACAUUUUAUUAACUUUACAACACAAGGACUUAAAUAUGGACCUCAAGGUAAAAUGUUAUUGAAAAACCUUGAAGAACAAUGGUUUUUACAUUGUAUUACAAUGUCACGUUAUAAUAUGUUUUUAUCAGAUGAAUUUAAUGAUACUAUAAACUUCAUUAUAAAAACUGAAAUGAGUGAUAUACCAUUUGGAUUAGCUACAGUAAAAAAUUCAAAAUAUCAAUGGGAUUCUAAUAUAUUAACUAUACAAAAAUCAAAUUUUCAUAGAACUGCAGAAACAGCUAUUUUUAAUAAUGAUGCAGAAACAAAAGAUUUAUUUUAUAAAGUACAAAAAGAACGUAAAAUUUGGUGGCGAAAAUUAGCACAAAAUCCUUCUAUAUUUAAACUAACUGAAGCAAAAAAAAUAAAAAAUUAUACUAUAGUUGAUAUUGAAGCACAAUUUUCAUUUGGCAAUCUUACAUUAGAAAGAAUAACUUACCAUACAGAUGUUCAAAAACUAUUCUCUCAGGUUAAUAGUAAAAAAGAUUUUAUCAACAUACAAAUGGUUGAACAAAGAAUGUCUUUAGAUUGGGGAUGUUUAGCACUACUUUGUGACAUAUGUGAUAUGAAUAACUCGACUACAAUGCAUCUUCAUUCCAAAUUAGCACCACACAAAGUUGCAUUUCAUAUAAAAAAAUCAAAUGAUAAAGAGAACAUUCAAAAUGAUGAUUUAAAUCGCUUUGUACUUUACUUAAAUAACAUCUUAAGGACAAAAGGCCUGAAUACAAUAUUAACCAGUUCAGAAAAAAUUAUAGAUACAUGCUUGGUACCUUUCAUAAUUUCUGUUAAUACGACUAGUCUUGAAAAUGGCAUUAUAUAUAUAAAAGAUAGAGCAACAACUCUAAGUGAAGCAAUACAUGUAACCGAUUUAGUAAAGUAUAUAAGUCUGCGUUGUUAAUCAACUAAUGUGAUUAUUUGAAUAAAAUUAAUAUAUCAAAAAUUGAAAAUA